Molecule: messenger RNA, 1658 nt
Organism: Trichechus manatus latirostris (Florida manatee)
Lineage: Eukaryota; Metazoa; Chordata; Mammalia; Sirenia; Trichechidae
Gene: CD40
Product: CD40 molecule
Exons: 9
Coding region: 46-897 (283 amino acids)
Biological process (GO): positive regulation of angiogenesis; immune response-regulating cell surface receptor signaling pathway; defense response to virus
Cellular component (GO): CD40 receptor complex; external side of plasma membrane
Molecular function (GO): protein binding; signaling receptor activity; antigen binding
Source: RefSeq, a predicted model, not a curated record
AGCGCAGUGCUCCCUCUGCUCCCGCCGCUCCGGUCUCAUCCCGUCAUGGUUCGCCUGCGUCUGCAGUGUCUCGUCUGGGGCUGCUUGUUGACCACCGUCCACCUGGAGCCUCCCACUCCAUGCAAACAAGAACAGUACCAAAUAGAGGGCCAGUGCUGUGAUUUGUGCCUUCCAGGAACGAAACUGAUGAAGGACUGCACCGACGGUGUCGACACAGUCUGCGAGCCUUGCCAAGCAGGCGAAUUCCUGGACACCUUGAACAGAGAGAUGCGCUGUCACCAGCACAAAUACUGUGACCCCAACCUAGGGCUCCGGAUCCAGACAGAGGGCACCUCAGAGACAGAUACCACCUGCACCUGUAAAGAGGGCCAGCACUGCACCAGUGACACCUGUGAGAGCUGUGCCCCACACAGCUCCUGCCACCCUGGCUUUGGGGUCGAGCAGAUUGCUACAGGCACUUCUGAUACCAUCUGCACACCCUGCCCAGUCGGCUUCUUCUCCAAUGUGUCAUCUGCUUUCGAAAAGUGUCACCCUUGGACAAGCUGCAAGACCAAAGACCUGGCAGAACUGAAGGCAGGGACUAACACGACUGAUGUUCUCUGUGGUCCCUGGCCUCGGACGAGAGCCCUGGUGGCAAUCCCCAUCACCUUGGGGAUCCUGUUUGUCAUCUUUGUAUCUGCUUAUAUCAGUGAGUCCUCAGAUAAGGUGGUCAAGAAGCCAGACAAUAAGGCUUACCCAGGUGAGGGCGUAAGGAAGGCUCCCGAGGAAAUGAUUUUCCUGGAUGACAUUCCUGGCCAUAACCCGGUGGCUCCAGUGCAGGAGACCUUACACGGGUGCCAGCCAGUCACCCAGGAAGAUGGCAAAGAGAGCCGCAUCUCGGUGCAGGAGAGACAGUGAAGCUGUGGCUGCCCAGGAGAGAGGCAGCCUGGGCAAUGGACACCUGACCAAAGAGCCCAGAACUACAGCUGCAGCAAGAGGGCGGGGGCUGGCGCUGUACAGCCCCCUCUGCCUGCCCCCUGAUGUCAGGAGAAACAGUUCACCUUGGAGGACUCCUCACGCCAGCCUUGGAGCCUAGCCUGUCUCCCAACUUGCUUUUAAAGAUGGAGGCAGAACUCUUUGGGGGGCCAUAGAGUAAUAGCCACCAAGCCCUCCAGCCUGCCAGGGAUGUCGCAUGGUGGUUUCCAUGUUCCCAGGAAGACAUACAUGCGAAUGAUCAUUGCACUGUUGUUUGUGGUAGCGAAAAACUGGAAACCACUUAACUGCCCAUCGUCAGGGGACUGGCUGAAGAACAUUGUAAUAUAUUUAUACAAUAGGAUGGCAAAGAUGGAAAAAAAAAGGCAACUUGUAGAACGAUGGGUACAGAAACUUUUUUUUUUAAAGCACACGCUCAAAAACAAUAUGAUGUGUUGUCUGUGGAUAUGUGUUCAAACACAAGGUACAUUGUAUAUGUAUGCAUAAAAAGCGUUCUGGAAGGAUACAUAGAAAUCCAUAACUCAAAGUGUGGUAAUGUCUGGGGUGGGCAAGAAGGGUCUGGGGAAGGCUGGUUAAAGGAGACUUGAAUUUCCCAUAAUGCUUUAUUAUUAUUUUUUUUUUCAAAAAGAGAGUGAAUUCAUGUAUUGCUUAUGUAAUUAAAAAAUCAUCAAACAUGUAAAAAGAAA